Molecule: messenger RNA, 1646 nt
Organism: Juglans regia (Persian walnut)
Lineage: Eukaryota; Viridiplantae; Streptophyta; Magnoliopsida; Fagales; Juglandaceae
Exons: 14
Coding region: 260-1381 (373 amino acids)
Source: RefSeq, a predicted model, not a curated record
AUAUACAGUGAAGUUACACGCAACGCCACCAGGGUCCUUUCGUACCAAAUUAGCCGAAUAGGGUUGUGCUCGCUGCGCUGCCAAAUACCCAGUCUAUUCCCAGUUCUCUCACUUGAGAGAGAGAGAGGGAGCGAACUUUCUUGCUCGACAAUCUUCCUUCAACUCGAAGCUUACCUCGCCCAUUUUCAGAGGAGGUUUUAAUGCGUUAGUCUCCACAAGACCGUACAUAUAUCGAUAUACAUCUCCUAUAUUGCCGGCGAUGGCUCUUCCUAUUGGGAAGUUGACCAUCCUUGUUGGUGCAGGUAUUGUUGGUUCAGUACUUGCAAAAGAAGGACGUAUCUCAACUGUCUCUGAUUUUGUCUCGGGUGCUUUUAAGAUUGUUUUGAAGCAAAUUAAACAAGACGAUUCUUCUCCGUCAGUUAGUAAGCCACGCAAUGACUCUCUAAUGGCUCAGGUUAACAGCCUGCGGCAGGAGUUGCAAAUGUUGGCAUCAAACAGACCCAUUACGAUUGUAACUUCAAGUCAAAGAGGUGCUACCAGAUAUGGUGUUAUUAUCAUUGUGGUAGUUCUAGGAUAUGGCUAUGUCUGGUGGAAGGGCUGGAAACUCCCUGAUAUGAUGUUUGCUUCAAGGCGUAGUUUAUCUGAUGCUUGCAAUUCCAUAGCUAAACAGCUUGAGAGUGUUUAUUCAUCAAUCUCGGCCACUAAGAGGGGACUAUCUUCAAGAAUGGAUGUCAUGGAUUCUACUUUGGAUGAAUGUGCAGCAAUUACUUCUGAAACACAACAGGAUGUCUCUGAGCUACGAAAAAGAACGGAUUUUGUUGGUGUGGAUGUCAUAAAUAUUCAUGAUGCGGUCCAGACCCUAGAAACCAAGAUCAGUAGAAUAGAAGGGAAGCAGGAUCUUACAAAUGAAGGAGUAAGGAGGUUGUGCGGUUACGCCUGGAGCAUGCAAAAUAGCAGAACCACGGAAAGUAUUCAGGCUUCGCCUUCAAGUUCCUCCAGGCCAGCUCUUGAACCACCAGCCACUCCAUCAAGGGUGGUGUCAGCCAGUUCUUUCAGGCCAGCUCUUGAACCGCCACCAGUUACACCUUUGUCUAGGCAGACCGGAUCUUUGCCUCCUGUAUUAUCUCCUGAUCCUCUGUCUCCCUCAGAUUCCAGUGUAUCUCGCCAGAAUAUUAAUGGAAUUACAGAAGUGGAUGAGGCCGCAAGAAGUCAAGAGGUUUCUAAUGGGAUUCAAGCUCCCAAAGGCACAAAUAAUGGCACUUCGAGCUCCGGUCUGUUUGGGCUGAGGCUUCCUGGCAUCAGCGCUUCAUUUCUAACUAGAACGUUCAGUGCAGCAAAAGCAGUGCCACAACAAACAGUCCAAAGAGUAAAGGAACGGUGAGGAUCCUGUACUGAUCACAAAUAAGUCUACAUAAGGUAUAUAAUUGGACUCCACUCCGGGAUAUAAGCUUUCAGAGGUUUAUUGUGGCUGGCCUCCUCAGGUCCUCCGUCAAAUAUAGAUUGUUCCCAUGCCGAAUUAAUGGAUAAAGGACUGGGUACUGAAUUUUGUAGGGCUGCUGCUUAUGUAGAAUACCAUUUUAAUGGGAUUGCUCAUUAAAAAAAAAAAGAGACAAUUUUAAUAGGAUUAUUCUUGAAGUGUAACUAAA